Messenger RNA from Schistocerca gregaria, 2844 nucleotides. Its product is annotated as peptidyl-prolyl cis-trans isomerase FKBP8-like. The transcript is spliced from 8 exons. NCBI's taxonomy places the organism in Eukaryota, Metazoa, Arthropoda, Insecta, Orthoptera, Acrididae. The coding region runs from base 205 to 2373 and encodes 722 amino acids. Gene Ontology annotation, molecular function: protein binding; peptidyl-prolyl cis-trans isomerase activity. The record is from RefSeq and is a predicted model, not a curated record.
GCGAAAGUAAUAUCUUUGGGAACUGUAAAGUUUUGCCAAUCACCUCCCGGUUAAGAAUGUUUGUGAGUAAUGCGGCGUGUUACGGGUUCGGUUUCGUGAAAGUUUGUGGUUGACAGUAGUGCCUGAAAUACUCACCGAAAUUGUGUAUAGCGUUAUCACGCGACGCGGUUGCACCGAAUAAUUAGUGAUUAUCUAACUCCUGAUAUGGAAAGUGGCGAUCACAUUCAUACCGACAGAUUCGUGUCGAGUUCAGCGGAACAUUCUAAACCACAGCAACAUGCCGAAUUGGGAAUGAUGGAAAAUUUACGUAGCAGUGAACAGCUUGGUUUUAUGGGAGACAAGCACAUUGAACACCAGCCAGAGGAUUUUCUUUUCGGUGGGGGCGUGAAGAAGGAUAAAUUUGUGCCUUCAGCGACCGACGUUAAUCAAUUUAUUCUUCAUGAAAGCAGAACAAACGUACCAACAGAGGAAGGGCUAUUAGCUGCCAAUACAAAUGUUGGGAAGCCCAGCGAAGCAAGUGAAACUGAAGACUUAAGUGUUACUGAAAGGACACACAAUUCUGCUUUUAAUGUCAGAGGCCAAGAUAGUUCAGGUAGUGUGGACAUUGGGGAAAAUGGGCUUAAUAAAACAUCGAGCAAAAUUGCGCCAGAGAACGGACAAACAGCAACGGAAGCCAACGCCGAAGAAAAUCGUGAUGGUAUUAACAGUUUUACCUUUCCACAGUCAAAUGAUGAAAAUGUCGCUGCCCUGGACAAAACAAGUGAUUCAGUGCUCGGAGAUGAGGUAGCAAAGGACUCGGAUAGUACUAAUUUACAAACCAACAUGGAUGUACCGAAAGUAAGUCCUCAAAUUAAUAAGACUGACACUGAAGACUUUAAAUCAAAUGAUAAUUUACGCACACACGGUGAAAAUGCAGAUCUCAGAUCUGAUGAUCAGUGGUCAAGUAACAGUAAGAAUGUGCAACAAAGAGAGUCUUUAGGUCCGAGUGAACAGAAAUCUGAGAAUGAAAAUGUAAAAGAGAGUAGUGAGAAUAGUAAUAAUUCUUUUAUAUCUAAUGAAAGGUCCGAGAUCCAAACAAAGACUGAAAGUGAUGAAAUUUCAGAAAGUGAAAAACAUCUAAAAUUUGUUUCACAUGAAGGUGAACAAAAGGACCCUGUAGAAAGAAAGCAACAAAUUGAGUCUGAGGACAAGCAUUCUGCUUUGAAUGAAAGUGAAGGAGAGUCUGUGGAAGAGAAAAAGCAAACUGAAUCACCUGCAGUAGCUGGAAACACACAUCUAGGAGAGAAUCAGGAAGACUUAAAAUUAGACACCUCUGGUAAACAAGAGGGAACAGAUGAGAACACUGAUAAAAGAUCUGAAUUACCAGUAUCAAAGGAUGAAACUGAAGAUGAAUGGUUGGAUAUUUUGGGCAGUGGACAUCUUAAGAAGAAGAUCAUUAAAAAAGCAGAAAAUGAGUAUAGGCCACAAAAUUUACAUAUAUGUGAAAUAAAUUUAGAGGGGCGCCUUGAAGAUGGAACGGUAGUAGAAAAGUUUGAAAAUCUCAAAAUACAAAUUGGUGACGUUGAGGUCAUACAGGGAAUUGAUUUGGCUCUACCUCUUAUGAAUGUGGGUGAAGUUGCUUUGCUGGAAGUUGGCCCACGAUUUGCUUAUGGGAAUUUAGGUCGCUCACCGGAUAUUCCACCAGAUGCAAAGCUUAUGUAUACAAUUGAGUUACUGAGUGCCGAAGGUGAACCAGACCUAGAAUCUCUUUCCAUUGCCCAACGCAGAGAAAUAGGCGAUAAAAAACGGGAACGAGGGAACUGGUGGUUUUCCAGGCAAGAAUACUCAUUUGCUAUACAGAGUUACAGGCGAGCCAUAGAGUUUCUGGAUGAAGCUGAAGGUGGAUUUUCUAUUGAGAAGAAAGAUAUUUCAGAGGAUGCGGAAAAACAGUUGCAAGAACUACUAGAAGAUAGGUUGAAGGUAUUCAAUAACUUGGCUGCAGCUCAGAUGAAGAUAAAGGCAUAUGAUGCUGCCCUGAAGUCAGUAGAUAAUGUUCUUCAUUGCCAGCCUCAAAAUGUUAAAGCUCUUUUUAGAAAAGGAAAGAUCCUAGCUGCAAAAGGAGAUACAACAGCUGCAUUAUCAGUCUUGCGAAAUGCAAGUCAAUUGGAACCUGAAUCAAAGGUGAUAAAGCAAGAAGUGCAGCGCCUUUUGGAUGUAAUUAAACGUGACACAAAGCAAGAGAAAAGCCUCUACAAGAAAAUGUUGGGGCAGGAUAAAAGCACAGAAAAGACUACAAGAGGAACGAAGAUUUCUUAUCGAACUUGGGGCAUAGCGUGCAGCAGCAUUGCAGUUGUUCUACUAGGAGCAAUAGCAUACCGUUACAGGUUCUUGUAACCUUAUUCCAGAGUGAUUAUGCCUAAAUUUCAGGUUCAUGAUCAUGGUUUUUGGGUAUUUUGUGGUUGCAGAGAAAUGACUAGUUCUUGUUUGUAGAUCCCACACAAUAGUGUGUUUACUUUAAGUGUAAAUUUUUGUUAAGAGUUUUGCAAAGACAUAUAGUUUUAUAUGAGUAACAUUUAAAAUUGUUUGAAUGUAAAAGUUAUGCUGCCUUAUCGUAACUGUGUAAUUGCUACUGUAUAAAUGCUGUUUCCUAACUUGGACAGUUAAAUUUACCUAAUUUGGUAGUGGUGAUUUGCAGCUGUUCCAUUCAUAUCUUAAAUCAUAUGCAGAUAUUUUGUAUUGAAUAAUUCCAAGUUUCAUAUGGACUAAAUAGUAUGCAUGAAGCAAAUCUCUCUAUUGUACUGCAGGAUUUUUCAUAUACCUGAAGAUUAUUGGUUUAUAAAGAAUAAAUAUUUUCUAUUGUUUUCA